Messenger RNA from Colletotrichum karsti, 1686 nucleotides. Its product is annotated as extracellular dihydrogeodin oxidase. The record is from RefSeq and is a predicted model, not a curated record. Bases 1 to 1686 code for a protein of 561 amino acids. Gene Ontology annotation, molecular function: oxidoreductase activity; copper ion binding. NCBI's taxonomy places the organism in Eukaryota, Fungi, Ascomycota, Sordariomycetes, Glomerellales, Glomerellaceae. The transcript has 6 exons.
AUGUACAAGAGUUCGCUUUUGCGGUGCGCCGCACUCCUCUUCCCGGCUUUGGCCUCCGCCGCUCCUUCUUUCUUCAACGACGUCGAGAAGCGCCAGGACUGUGUGUUCGACUCUGCCACCAACCCUACUUGCUGGGACGGCACCCACGACCUCAACACGAACUGGUACGAGGAGGCGCCUCACACCGGCGUCGUUCGCGAGUACUGGUUCGAUAUCACCAACACCACAGCCGCUCCCGACGGUGUUGAGCGUAUUGUUCUGGCCGUCAACGGAUCCGUGCCCGGCCCGACCAUCAUUGCUGACUGGGGUGACACUGUUGUCGUCCACGUGAAGAACUCCAUGCAGAACAACGGCACUUCUCUUCACUUCCACGGCAUCCGACAGAACUACACCAACGAGGCCGACGGCGUUGCCUCCAUCACUCAGUGCCCGACUGCUCCCGGCGACUCUAUCACUUACACCUGGCAUGCGUCCCAGUACGGAUCUUCAUGGUACCACAGCCACUUUGCUCUUCAGGCUUGGAACGGUCUUUUCGGUGGUAUCAUCGUCAACGGCCCUGCCUCCGCCCCUUACGACGAGGACCUCGGCACCGUCGUCCUCAGCGACUGGUUCCACCAGACCAGCGAUGAGCUCUACCACGAAGCAGCCACCAACGGCCCGCCCCGCGCCAACACCGGCCUCAUCAACGGCACCGGCAUGUACGACGGCGCCGGCUCCCGCUUCACCACCACCUUCGAGGCCGGCAAGACCUACCGCAUGCGCCUCGUGAACGCCGCCAUCGACACCCACUGGAAGUUCAUGAUCGACAACCACACCCUCGAGGUCAUCGCCGCCGACUUCGUGCCCAUGACGCCCUUCAACACCUCGGACCUCUCCAUCGGCAUCGGCCAGCGCUACGACGUCCUCGUCAAGGCCAACCAGAACGCCGACAACUACUGGCUCCGCGCCAUCCCCCAGCUCACCUGCUCCGAGAACGAGAACACCCUCGACAUCAAGGGCAUCGUCCGCUACGACGCCUCCUCCACCGCCGACCCCACCGGCGACGUCCCCACCUACAUGGACACCUGCGAGGACAUGCCCAUGUCCAGCCUCGUCCCCGUCGUCGCCCUCGAGUCCGGCCAGCAGACCUACGACGACACCCUCACCGUCGGCCUCCAGGUCGUCAGCAGCGAGUUCAAGUGGACCCUGAACAACAGCACCUUCCUCUCCGACUGGGGAUACGCAACUCUCGAGCAGGUCAUCGAGGGCAACGACACCUACUCGACCCAGCAGAACAUCGUCCACCUCGACCAGGCCAACGUCUGGGUCCACUUCAUCAUCCAGAACCCCCUCGGCCUCGCCCACCCCAUCCACCUCCACGGCCACGACUUCUGGAUCCUCGCCCAGGGCUCCGGCACCUACGACUCCUCCAUCGCCCUCAAGACCGUCGGCGCCCCCCGCCGCGACGUCGCCAUGCUGCCCGCCUCCGGCUACCUCGUCAUGGGCUUCUACACCGACAACCCGGGCGUCUGGCUGAUGCACUGCCACAUCGGCUGGCACACCUCCCUCGGCUUCGCCCUCCAGCUCAUCGAGCGCCCCACCGAGAUCGCCGCCAUCACCAACACCGAGACCCUCAACAGCACCUGCGCCAACUGGAACGCCUACGCCCUCGAGGACUCCGUCCACCAGCACGACUCUGGUGUCUAA